Zea mays is the source of this 2967-nucleotide messenger RNA. RefSeq lists its product as uncharacterized. Bases 14 to 2497 code for a protein of 827 amino acids. NCBI's taxonomy places the organism in Eukaryota, Viridiplantae, Streptophyta, Magnoliopsida, Poales, Poaceae. Gene Ontology annotation, molecular function: mRNA binding. The record is from RefSeq and is marked validated. The transcript has 5 exons. Gene Ontology annotation, cellular component: cytoplasm.
CAAACGCUCACAUAUGGCCCGCCACAGCCCGCUGCUGCUUCUCCGCCGACGGCGCGGCAUCCCCACCCCGUCGUCCCUCCUCGUCCUCCGCCACCGGCCCUUCGCCUCCUCUCCCUCCCCACCCGCACCCUCAACCCCCUCGUCCGCCUCCUCUAAGCCCCCCGCCCUUUCCGCCCGCCUCUCCUUCGUCUUCGAUCAGCUCGAUGCCCUCGACCGCUCCCGCUCCUCCGAGCUCUCGGCCCGCGAUGCCGCCCUCCGCCGCAUCCAGUCCUGGCGCCGCCCCGUGCCGCCGCCUGAGGCACCGCCGCUGGAUGCCGAUCCAGGCCCGGAGCCGGAGCAGGAUGGUCAGAAGGAAGCUGCUCUGGCGUCGGCAUCUGCCGAUGAGGUGGGGAUGAGCAUGAAGGAGGUAUUGCGGAGGGAGGUGGAGCUGGUGCACCCCUGGCGCGAAUGGAUCGAACUGAUGGAGCGGCUUGCUCAGCAGAGGUACUUCGACCUUGGGCGGGCCUGUGGUGCCGAUGAGAGCUCCAUGGCCGCCGCUGUGCCCUUGGACCUCUCAGAGGUCAGUGAGGAGGUGGGGUUGGACUUCUCCAGAGACUGGACUACUGUCAAGAACGCCUGCAUGAACUUCGGCCGAGACCGGUUUGACAUCCUCAAGUCAUUGCCUAGGAAGGAUCUUCAGAUAUUGGUUGGCCAUGGGUGCCCUAGCAUGGAUGCAAAAGUGGUGUUUUCUGCAAAACUGAUAAGAAAACAUGUCCAUCUUGAUGAGGGCGAUGUAUGUAGUUCUUGUAAUUUACGAAAUGAAUGCACGAGGGGCUAUAUCCUUACACGUAAAGAAGAUGAAGUUCGGACUCUUGAUGUUAUGCGCAUUUUAUUGAUCUAUGGUUUUGAUCACGUAAAGGAAACUGUAGAGAACAAACCUCUGCUCAAAUUAAAAUCUUUGAAGAAUGUUGUUCGGAAAUUAAUACAUGAGAUUGUCAAGUUGAGUGCUGUUCCUAUCGAUCCUAAUCUCCCACCACCUGUAAUAAAGAAGCCUCCUAUUAAAGUGAAGCAACCACCUCCCCCACCAAAGAAGCGAGUGGGACGUGAUGAUGUUGAGAUGAAGAAAGGAGAUUGGCUCUGCCCUAAGUGUGAUUUUAUGAAUUUUGCAAAAAACACUGUUUGCUUGCAGUGUGAUGCUAAGCGUCCCAAAAGGCAACUCCUCCCUGGAGAGUGGGAAUGCCCUCGGUGCAAUUUCUUGAACUAUAGGCGGAAUAUGUCAUGUUUCCAUUGUGAACAUGACCGUCCUUCAGAUGAGUAUGCCAACAGACAAAUGGAAGCAAAGCAAUCUGCACUGCGGAAUAGAUUAGAAAGACCUCCACGCAAAUCUGAUAUUUCUAGUGCAUGGAACUUUGAUUUUGAAGAUAACGAGUCAGAUGGUGCAGAUGUUGCGGCGUUUGAAUAUGCUGAUUCAUCUAAGGUGAGGAGGGAGAGCUCAUCAGCAGGCAGCAUGUCGUAUAGAGGUGUUUCCAAGGGCUCUGAUGAUGAGGAAUAUAGAAUGGCUGAAACAAUGACUACAGGACGGGGGAAUAAGUUCUCAGAAAGAGAUAGCUUGCCAUCUUCAAGAGAUGGUUUUAAUGAUUUUGAUGAUGAAGAUGAUGACAUUGACAGUUAUGAACUUGACUUGUCAAAAGGUAGUCACACAGGUGGAGUGUCAAGGAUGAGUUAUUCGGAUCUUGAGAGUGCUUCUGAUUCAGAAGGUUUUAGUGAAAUUGAUAAUAGUAGAGAGUCCAGAUAUGGUAAUAGUAAAGAGUCCAGAUAUGAUAAUGGUAGAGAGUCCAGAAAUGAUAAUAAUAGAGAGUCCAAAUACGCAGCCAAGGUUGAGGAUGAAUUUGAGGAUCAUCAUUCCCUGAGAUCGACUCAUCUUGCUGAUUCCUGGCAAAAAACCAGAGGUCGGAGUGGUUCGAAUGACUACAGAAGGGCAUCUUUUGGAUCAGAGAGUGAUGAUGAGAUCAAUUCUUAUCCGGACGAGGACAUUGACAAAGGUCCUAGAAAUAAUGGAAGCCGUAGUCAGGGAAGUACCAACAGAGCUUCUGUUAGGCACAAUGCACUUGCCUACAGUGAUGAUGAACCAUUUUCUGAUGAUGUGGAUUCUGGUAUGGCUGAUCGGUUCGGGCCUAGGCAGACUAAGUCUUCCACGAACAUCAAGGAUAACUUCCGUGACACAAGGCGUAACUUGAAUGGAAGACGUUCUAGUGGGGACCGUUAUGGUAGAACAGAACGGAAUGAGCGGGACCGUUAUGGUAGAACAGAACAACGGAAUGAGCGGGACCGCUAUGGUAGAACAGAACGGAAUGAGCGGUUCAACAAUUUUGACAUGCACCGUGGCGGUUCAGUCUUGGAUAAGGGCCGUGGGGCUAGGGGUAACCAGUUAGAUAGUGGUUCAAGAGGUUUACAAAGAAACGCAAGAAGAAAUUGGGAUAGAAGUGGUGGCUUUGACGGCAGGCACAAGGGUGUUUAAAUAAUAAUAGCAAGAGUGGUAUCUUAAGUACCAAAUGGCAACCAGUGAUAUCCUUCAUGUGACCUUAUCCAAUGCCGAGGGUAUUUCAAUCCAGCUGAGCAUGGCUCUUAUGAUUCCACCAUGUGUCCAUGACCACUCUUCCAUAAUGCUACUUCACCCUGCGACAGAGGCUAUGGCGAUUCCUCUCCAUCUGCACUUCCAUUUCAAGCAUUGCACCUCUCUGUCUGCUUGUUUGUUACAUGUCAUUGCAUCAGUCAGAGCGGUCGAACCUGAAGAGCUCUGGAACUGGGUUCGUUAUUUGGUUCACUCAUGCCGCACAGGUACAAUUUUAGACUACUAGUUAGUCUCCAUAUUGUUUUGCAGAGAUGCAUCAACAGGAUUGUACCUCGAAUUAUGAGAGCAAUAAAACUAUACACUUCAAACUUAAUGUGAUACCAAAUGUAACGAUGUUGAAGCGUUUUGGUCGAGUU